Aspergillus tanneri is the source of this 948-nucleotide messenger RNA. RefSeq lists its product as uncharacterized. Lineage: Eukaryota; Fungi; Ascomycota; Eurotiomycetes; Eurotiales; Aspergillaceae. The record is from RefSeq and is a predicted model, not a curated record. The transcript has a single exon. Bases 1 to 948 code for a protein of 315 amino acids.
AUGAUUCCUUUUUUUCAGACACGCUCAGGGGGGCCGUAUGCUUCUACCGUCGCCAGUCUAGGAGAACUGCCGACGAUCAUCCCUGAUAUUCCCAUCUGCACCGUGUUCAUAGCCCUUUACAUCGGCUUUGCUGCCACUAAUAUGACCAUAUUGCAGAAGAACCGCCGCAGGAACCGCAAGUUCAUAUUAUCAGGGGUGAUUUUUGGUUUCUGCAUGGCUCGAAUAGUCACUCUCGUUCUCCGCAUCGCCUGGGCAAACCGACAGCACAAUGUUCGACUUGCAAUCGCAGCAGGGAUCUUCGUGAAUAUGGGUAUUCUCUUGAUCUACAUUAUCAACUUCAUUCUCGCACAACGUAUUCUACGGGCCAAGCAGCCACGCAUCGGGUGGAAUCCAGUCUACGGGACCGCGUGCAAGAUUCUGUACUUCUCCAUAGUCGCUGCGCUGGUUAUGAUGAUUACGUCCAUAGUGAUAUCGUUUUAUACGCUGAAUCUUCACACCCGGGCAAUCUGUCGAGAUAUUCAACUCGCCGCACUCACCUAUCUCCUCGUCUUCUCCUGCCUCCCGCUGCUGCACAUCCUCGCGGUGGAGCUGUUACCGAGCUCAACGGACGAGGAGACCUUUGGGGAGGGGAGCAUGGUCGUGAAGGAGAUCAUAGUCACCGUGUCGACGUGUCUGUGCGUGUUCGCCGCUGGAUUUAAGGCCGGAGCAAACUGGAGUCCUCCUCGUCCCAUAACCAGCCCGCCCUGGUAUGUUUCCAAGGCAUGUUUCUACGUUAUCGUCUUUGCAUUCGAGAUCCUCAUUCUUUGUCUUUUGACAUUCGGUCGGAUCGACAAGCGGUUUUUUAUUCCAAACGGCUGUAGUCGUCCGGGCGACUACUCGCGACCUCGACAGACGAAUGACGGGAGUGAAACGGAUGAAUCUGUGUACCUUCGUCGUUUAAAGGUUUAA